CGCCGUAUGUCAGUUGGACGUUAAGCUUUGGUGCCAGCCGUACGCAGUGUUCGAGCUCCCGGGCAGAAACAGUUGUGAAGUGAAGUCAACGUAAUCGUAACGAGGUGGUCUACCUUACCAAACAGAAUAUAUAUCGUGUGCUAACCGUGCGGUAAAGUUUAAUUGAAAGUGCGCUCUCAAGAUUCUCAGGGAUAACAACAGGGAGCAGCUGGAGAGUUCAGUUUCAAGGUCUCGUCCACAGGCAAAUAAAUAACGUCUACAAUGUUCCUGCCGGAAUCUCAAGCAGCAUUCAGGACGCUGCGCAAAGCGAUCCCUAGAGUGAGGCUUUACUUUAUUAACAAGAAUGCCUACUCCACUCAGGUGGAAUACAAACCCAUACGGUCGGUGCUGGUAGCCAACCGUGGCGAAAUAGCGAUACGCGUGUUUCGCGCCUGCACGGAACUUGGCAUCAAGUCUGUGGCCGUGUACUCGGAGCAGGACAAAAUGCACAUGCAUCGUCAGAAGGCCGACGAGUCCUAUAUGGUCGGCAAGGGCCUUGCACCGGUGGAAGCAUAUCUGAACAUUCCAGAGAUCAUUCGCGUUUGCAAGGAGAACGACAUUGACGCAGUGCAUCCCGGCUACGGUUUCCUCUCCGAACGCAGUGAUUUUGCACAGGCCGUUAUCGAUGCUGGGCUUCGGUUUAUUGGCCCAUCGCCAAAGGUGGUCCAAAACAUGGGCGACAAGGUGGCUGCGCGCGUUGCGGCUAUCGAGGCUGGGGUACCUAUUGUGCCGGGAACAGAUGGGCCAGUAACUUCUAAAGAAGAAGCGUUGUCUUUUUGCCAAAAACAUGGACUACCCGUGAUCUUCAAAGCAGCGUAUGGCGGCGGAGGCCGUGGCAUGCGUGUUGUGCGCAAAAUGGAGGAAGUCGAAGAGAAUUUUGAACGCGCCAGCUCCGAGGCAAAGGCAGCUUUCGGCAACGGAGCAAUGUUCAUUGAGAAAUUCAUUGAACGUCCACGCCACAUUGAAGUCCAACUGUUGGGUGAUAAGGCCGGAAAUGUUGUACAUCUAUACGAACGCGACUGCUCCGUCCAGCGUCGGCAUCAAAAAGUCGUUGAGAUCGCCCCUGCCCCACGCCUUCCUAUAGAGAUCAGAGAUAAGAUGACGGAGGCGGCAGUACGGUUAGCCAGGCAUGUGGGAUACGAGAACGCGGGCACUGUGGAGUUCCUCUGCGACGAAUCUGGAAACUUCUACUUCAUUGAAGUGAACGCCAGGUUGCAGGUGGAGCACACGGUGACCGAGGAGUUUACCGGCAUUGAUCUGGUUCAAUCUCAGAUACGUAUUGCCGAAGGCAUGACGCUUAAGGAGCUGGGACUCACGCAGGAAAAUAUUGUUCCCCGUGGCUUUGCCAUUCAGUGUCGCGUGACCACCGAAGAUCCUGCCAACGACUUCCAACCCAACACUGGACGUCUGGAAGUUUUCCGUUCGGGCGAGGGCAUGGGUAUACGUCUGGACAGCGCCUCGACCUACGCUGGAGCCAUCAUAUCGCCCUACUAUGACUCGCUCCUCGUCAAGGUGAUAUCCCAUGCCAGUGAUCUGCAGAGCUCAGCCGCGAAAAUGAACCGAGCACUCCGAGAAUUCCGUAUCCGCGGCGUCAAGACGAAUAUUCCCUUUUUGCUAAACGUGCUCGAGAACCAGAAGUUUUUGCACGGUGUGUUGGACACAUACUUCAUAGAUGAACAUCCGCAGCUGUUCAAAUUUACGACCACACAGAAUCGUGCCCAAAAACUUUUGAAUUAUCUGGGUGAAGUGUUGGUCAACGGACCCCAGACGCCUUUGGCCACAACACUAAAGCCCGCUGAGGUGAAUCCACAUGUGCCCGAGGUACCGUUGGACCUGUCCCCGGAAGCCUUAGAACGUGAAAAGCGCGGCGGGGCAAAAGUGACAGAGCCCCCACAAGGCCUCCGCGACAUCAUCGUGCGCGAAGGUCCCGACGCUUUCGCCAAGGAGGUGCGUUCGCGAAAGAAUUUACUGCUCAUGGACACCACGUUUCGGGACGCACAUCAGUCGCUAAUGGCCACGCGUGUCCGCACACAUGACUUGCUAAAAAUAUCACCAUACGUGGCGCACAAGUUCAGUAAUCUGUAUUCACUGGAGAAUUGGGGUGGAGCCACAUUCGACGUGGCACUGCGAUUCCUGCACGAGUGCCCUUGGGAGCGCUUGGAGGAGAUGCGCAAGCGCAUUCCGAACAUACCAUUCCAGAUGUUAUUGCGUGGCGCCAAUGCCGUUGGCUACACCAGUUAUCCCGACAACGUAGUCUACAAGUUCUGCGAGCUAGCGGUGCAAACUGGCAUGGAUAUUUUCCGAGUGUUUGACUCCCUCAACUAUUUGCCGAAUUUGAUCCUCGGCAUGGAGGCUGCAGGUAAGGCCGGCGGAGUUGUAGAGGCGGCCAUCUCCUACUCAGGUGAUGUAAGUGAUCCCAAGAGGACUAAGUACGAUCUGAAGUACUAUACCAACUUGGCUGAUGAGCUGGUGAAAGCCGGAACUCAUGUGCUGUGCAUUAAGGACAUGGCGGGUCUACUGAAGCCAGAGGCAGCAAGGUUGCUGAUCACUGCCAUCCGAGACAAGCACCCAGACGUUCCAAUUCAUGUCCAUACCCAUGACACUUCGGGCGCUGGUGUUGCAUCUAUGCUUGCUUGCGCGCAAGCCGGAGCAGAUGUUGUUGACGUUGCUGUCGACUCCAUGUCUGGAAUGACCUCACAGCCAAGCAUGGGAGCUGUUGUAGCCUCGCUGCAAGGCACACCUUUGGAUACAAAAUUGGACUUGAAUGACGUCUCCGAGUAUUCGGCAUACUGGGAGCAAACCCGCACUCUCUACGGACCGUUCGAAUGUACCACUACGAUGCGUUCGGGCAAUGCUGAUGUCUAUUUGAACGAAAUACCCGGUGGCCAAUAUACCAAUCUGCAAUUCCAAUCGUUUUCACUCGGCCUGGGUGACUUGUUUGAGGAUGUGAAGAAAGCCUACCGAGAAGCCAAUAUUGUGCUGGGCGACAUAAUAAAGGUUACUCCAUCAUCCAAGGUUGUCGGCGAUUUGGCACAGUUUAUGGUACAGAACAACCUAACUGGCGCUCAAGUCGUGGAGAAAGCGGAGGAACUUUCUUUUCCCAAAUCGGUGAUUGAGUACCUACAGGGCUACAUCGGUAUUCCGUAUGGCGGCUUUCCAGAACCAUUCCGGUCGCGUGUUUUGAAGGAUAUGCCACGCAUUGAAGGCCGACCAGGUGCUGAGAUGGCUCCAUUGGACUUUGACAAGCUGAAAAAAGAGCUGCGUGAAUCUCACGGAAACGUAAGCGACCGCGAUGUCGUAUCGGCCGCUCUCUAUCCGCAAGUGACCAAUGAAUUCCUGCAUUACCGUGAACAAUUCGGUCCCGUCGAUAAGCUCGACACUCGCAUAUUCCUCACCGGCCCCAAAGUGGGCGAAGAAUUCGAUGUGACUCUGGAGCGUGGCAAGACUCUGAGCGUGAAGGCCUUGGCCAUGGCUGCCGAUCUCAAAACUAAUGGAAAACGCGAGGUGUUCUUCGAAUUAAACGGACAACUGCGCUCCGUCCACAUUCCCGAUAAGGAGGCUAUGAAGGAAAUCCGUAUCCAUCCUAAGGCAGAUAAGACGGUGAAAGGUGAAGUGGGCGCCCCCAUGCCAGGCGAUGUUAUAGACGUGCGCGUCACCAUUGGCGAUAAAGUCGAAAAGGGCCAGCCUCUUGUUGUGCUUUCGGCCAUGAAAAUGGAGAUGGUGGUCCAGGCGCCGCAAUCCGGUGUUGUCAAGAAAGUGGAAGUCAAGAAAGGCAUGAAACUGGACGGCGAUGACUUAAUUCUGAUCAUUGAAUAAAUGCAGUCCAUGGUAAAGACGUCCAAAUGUUUAUGUUUAAAGAGCGUGCUGUCAUCUGUUCAUGCUGCCAACAAAUUUAUAGUCUUAAGUCUUUUCAUUUUUAUGUAUUUAUGUUUACAUGAGUACAUGUGUAUAUACGUGUGUAUAUUGGCACUACUUUUUGAAAGGGUUUACAAUCUUGUUACAGUAAAAAGUCACGCACAAACAAUUGUUGUUAAACAUCAAUUUUUAGUUUGUAUUAGAAAAGCCUUUGCCAAACUUUGUAUCAAUGUUAAAAUAUGAUUAUCAAAUGUAAAAGUGUGAAUAAACAAUGAAAUUUCAUAAGAA
Molecule: messenger RNA, 4182 nt
Organism: Drosophila virilis
Lineage: Eukaryota; Metazoa; Arthropoda; Insecta; Diptera; Drosophilidae
Product: pyruvate carboxylase, mitochondrial
Biological process (GO): gluconeogenesis; pyruvate metabolic process
Cellular component (GO): cytoplasm
Molecular function (GO): pyruvate carboxylase activity; ATP binding; metal ion binding
Source: RefSeq, a predicted model, not a curated record